Colossoma macropomum (tambaqui) is the source of this 2711-nucleotide messenger RNA. It is a transcript of the gene ccdc106b, whose product is annotated as coiled-coil domain containing 106b. Gene Ontology annotation, cellular component: nucleoplasm. Lineage: Eukaryota; Metazoa; Chordata; Actinopteri; Characiformes; Serrasalmidae. The coding region runs from base 174 to 1184 and encodes 336 amino acids. The record is from RefSeq and is a predicted model, not a curated record. The transcript has 7 exons.
UUAGCAAACAAGUUAAAUAAAGUUAAUUCUGUGAGUAGCAUAGUUAGUGUGAAGUAACUGUCAGACCGCUCAUUUGAUGCCAAUGUAAAGGAAAACAACUGGGCUGAAGCCCGUGUUUGACUGCUUGCAGGCGUGGUUGUGACUUGCGAGAAGAUCCAUGGCAAACUGAAAUAAUGACUGACCCGCAGAGAAGCACGAGGAACUCAACAGAUUUGAAAAAUGAGGAUGGCUAUGAAAUCUCUAUUCCCUUUGAAGACAAUAAUAUGGGACAGACUGUUUUUUACAACCAGAAUGAUCAUGUGUUUGAUGCAGAGACGGCUUCAGGCCAUGCUACUCCCUGCAAUCCAUACCUCCUGAUGUCCAACCUUCGUGCGCAGCUGCAGAUCGCUCUGGAGAAGAACUCCUGGUUGCAGAAGCGCAUUGAGGACCUGGAAGAGGAAAGGGACUUCCUGCGCUGUCAGCUGGACCGGUUCAUCUUCACUACCAAGAGUCAGGAGAGGAGUGACCAUCAACCUGAGGUUCCACAGCAACGCACUCCCAAGAAAACCAUCCCUCGCAGGGCCUCGACCCCAUCUCCAACACCCAUGAUGACCCGCUCUGGCCAAGUCCCCACACGCAACCUCAACCAAAAGCGAAGGAGAGUAAGAAACAGCAGUGUCCAAGACGAGGAUGAGGAGGAGGUAAUAGAGGAGGAAGAGUACCUGGAGGAGGAUGGCUACCUUGAAGAGGAGCAGAUUGUAUCGGAUGAUGAGUCUGACAGCAAAAGCUCCAAAAGAAGCAAGUUGAGUAGCAGGUCAAACGGUGGGCAGACAAGAGUGAAGCGAACCCGGGUGUUCCGCAUUGCACGCAGCAUGGAAAGACAAAGAGUAAAAGAUCCUGCUGGAGUUCUGCAUCGCUACAAGAAGAUUCUGGUCACUUACCAGAAACUGAAGAGCAUGUCCAGAGCCUUCCAGGUUCACGGGGUUGACCGUAACACUGUGGCUUCCACCACUCCCAUCGCUGAGCUGCUGCUGGUUGCCCCUGAGAAAGUGGCAGAGGUUGGAGAGUUCGAUUCCUCCAAGGAGAAGCUUCUGGACUACGCACGGCGCUGUUACAAGGCCCUCGAUGAGACUGCUCACGCCAAGGUCCAGGCUUGGAAGAAAAGCAGCCUCCUAUUGCCCAUCUCCUACAGAUUCAGGAACUGAUUCACCAAAAACCUCUUAAACUCACUGAAGCGAGUGAUAAGAGGAGAAGCCAUCCAUGUUGUCAAAACAAGCAGCUAUGCUGGGUUUAUAUUUUUUUUCUACCUCACCUGUUCAUUAUUUGGACGAAAAUACAUUAAAGUCCAAGGUUUGUGGCAUUUCUUCUGAUUGAUCAUCACAUGCUUGUGAUGGUGAUUUAUGUGAUUACUGGAAUGUUUGUUUGUGAUUACUAAUGGUUUGGUUGUAGGAGCGAUGGAAGGUGGUUUGUCAUUUGUAAUAGUUUGAGUGCACCAGUGUCCAUGUAAGACAGCAUGAGGGUGUAAAGCUGAAGAAUAAAACUGAGCACUGAUAGAAUUUUAGGGUGUGGGGAGCAGAAGCAGGAAAAUGAUAGAGAACAUAAAAAAAUGAGUUUAAAGACUUGUGAAGAAAGCAGUCUGUCAUUGUAUUUAAGGGCUAUCUAUAUUUUUGUACAUCUUUAUUAUUAUUAUUUGGAAAAAAUGUUACUGCUGCCUUCCUCACUCCCCAAUGGAGUGCAUGUUCUUUUUUUCCCUAGCACUUGUUAAUCUUUCUGAUUUACAUUUAUGAAGUUAAAUUAUUAAAUUACGUUCCUGUCUUAAGUCUGAAGCCAAGAUGAGAUGGGGUCAAAAAGAUUUGUUUUGAAUUAUUACCUGCUGUCAGGAGAUCCACUGGAAAAUAUGGCCAGAAAGCACUUAGAAAUAACACUAAAAAAAGCAGUAGUUCACGGUAGAAGCUAGUAGAGGUAAUCAACGCUGUCCAGCUUUUUCAGUUAAUAGUAGUUUGAGAGUGUGUGUUGUUGACUGUAUGUAGUUUAAUACCUCUAGAAAACAUACUGGCUUACUUCUCAUAGUAUUUUCCACUCUUGGUAGCUUGACUUUAAUACUAAAGUUCAGUCCUGUGCAGCCCAUCCAUGUAAACACCAGUUAUGUGGUUAUGCUCAGGAAUAGUAUUUGCUAACUGAAUGUUAUUACACAUCAGUAAAAACUGUAACUCUGUGCUGCCUUAUUAUAUUACUGAAGUCUUAAUACACUGUGUUGAUAAGUCAAUGUUUAUCUGAGCACCUUUUUUGUAAAUUGGAUUGAAAUGUCCUGAGAGAUUAUCUUUUGGUUUUGUUCUUUCUACUUUUUUCCAGGUACUAAUAGUUCUUAAUGGAGAACUCCACUGAUUUUUCAGAAUUUCUGCUUAAUUAAACGGUUGAGAUGCAAAGGUUGGUGUAAAAUGCUGAGUUGUAGAGAAACUCGGAGUCAGAAUUAUUCACAGUGGGGGUGAUGGGAGCCAGACGUCCACCUCUAAAAGCUCCCUCACAGAAAGGUAUUAGAUGAAGUGGUUAUGAAUACUCAGCCUGAUGUCUGAGACUUUUUGUUUUAUGGUUGUUUGGUGGUAAUGUUUUUGCCUAAAAUGUAAUUCAAUCAAUAUAUUGUAAACUAUUCAUGGUGGAGGGAUACGUGAAGGGUUUUCUAAGGUAAAAUAGUCCCGGUUAUUUUUUUUUUUUUCUGAUUUACUAGUAUUUUA